AUGGGUUUGACUUUUAUUGGAGAAGUAUCUGAAGGAAAAGAAGAUUUUGCUGGGAGUGGAAUGAUGAAUAAUGCAGAAGCGAAGAUGCUUCUAUCAAAAUUUGGAGUUUGUGGAUCAUCACAACACGGAGAAUUUGUAACGAUUUACCAUUCAUUUCUCAUUCACAACAUCAUCAUGCUUCACUGCCUUUACAUACUUAUUUCAAUUCAUCUCGAUGCUUUUUAUCAUAAAUCUGUAACGUAA
Clunio marinus is the source of this 243-nucleotide messenger RNA. The record is from the annotation of a GenBank genome assembly. NCBI's taxonomy places the organism in Eukaryota, Metazoa, Arthropoda, Insecta, Diptera, Chironomidae.